Messenger RNA from Perkinsus marinus ATCC 50983, 2208 nucleotides. RefSeq names its product heat shock protein 70, putative. The transcript is spliced from 17 exons. NCBI's taxonomy places the organism in Eukaryota, Perkinsozoa, Perkinsida, Perkinsidae. The coding region runs from base 18 to 2150 and encodes 710 amino acids. Gene Ontology annotation, molecular function: ATP-dependent protein folding chaperone; ATP binding; protein binding. Gene Ontology annotation, cellular component: nucleus; cytosol. The record is from RefSeq and is a predicted model, not a curated record. Gene Ontology annotation, biological process: protein folding.
CCACACAGUUGUGGCUUAUGUCGAGCAGCACUAGCAACAGCAACAGCAGCAGCACGCCCUCUACACCGACCCCGUCGUCAGCUGGGAAGUUCACCUGGUGUGUCGGUGUGGAUUUCGGUACUCGGACUUCGGUGGUGGCCUCUGCCCUCCCAGCUACUACAGCCAAGGCGGCUAUUGGCAUUGACGUCAAUGAUGUAUCCAAUAGAGCCACACCGAGUGCUGUUGCCCUUUCGGACGGCCUUCGUUUAACUGGUGAACAUGCAAUGGGCCAGAGUGAUGGUUACAUCUCCCAUUUGGCUUCCGCUCUCGAGGACCCUAUUGCUUGCAGCAAGCGGUUCGAGUGUGCCUGGGAGACUAAGCUUGGCCCCAUCACUCACGCUGAUCGAGAAGGCGUUGAGCUUACUCCCACUCAAGCUACUGCUAUAUACCUUAAGAAUCUUCGUUCCUAUGCAUCUUGCGAUGAUGCUGAGGUGCCAGACGUCAUGGCCAUCGCCGUUCCUAAUGGUUACUCAGACGAGGCCAUCGACAGACUUGUCAAAGCCGCAGCUCUCGCUACUCCAAACCAUCGUUUAGUGGUACUAGACCACAGCUUGGCCAUCGCUAAUGCCUAUCAGCACAAGGAGUCAACUGCUAAAUUAGAGGAGGCAGGAUUGGUACUCUUCGUCGAUGUUGGAUACUCCCAUGCAACGGCGACUGUGGUAUCGUAUCCCGAGGGGAAGAUAGUUGGUAGUGAAACCAACAAGAGCAUUGGCGUGUUCGAAUAUAUCACCACUAUUUGCAAUAUGAUCCGCGAUCAGUAUGGUGCUGUCAAGCUUUGCACUCGACGAGGACGCCGCCUCCUAGCUGCCUCAGAGAAGGCCCUUAAGCAGCUCUCGAUGCUGGCCGAUACCACACUCGAGCUUGAAUGCUUCACCGAGGAUGAUGGAGAUGUUCGUCUGCCUCUCACAAGGGCCAAAUUCGAGGAUGCCGCCAAGAGCAUAACGACCGCUAUUCAAGACAUGGUGGCUCGUGUUGUCGCCGCUGCUGGAGGCUCUCUGGGCAGGGCCGAACUCGUUGGAGGUGGAAGUCGCAUCCCCUGCGUACGGGAGGCGAUUGCCAAGGCCGCUGACGUCCCUUGUGAGCAGCUAGGUGCCGGCCUAGACGGUAGCAGUUGCGUGGCUGCUGGUGCCGCUGCCAUUGCCGUCGAUGUUGCACGAGGUGACACUGUAGAAGGUAUAAGGAAGGAUGUCCAGUUGACUGAUGAUAUGGUGGACCCCAAGGAACGGGAGCUCGAGGAAUGGAUGCAAGACGUUCAUGAUAAGGAGACAUCCCGUCGUCAUGCCAAGAACGCCUUCGAGACUUACAUAUAUACUGUCCGCGACUGGAUCAACGGCGACAAGAAGGGACUUCUUCCUAGGGAUAAGAUUGCCCCUCGUCUGGACAAGGAGGAGUUAUGGUUUGAGGAAAGCCAGUAUGCUGAAGUGCCGGUGUCGACUCAGGAGUAUGAGGAGAAGCUGAAGACCCUGGAAGAGUUCGUCCAGUCUGAGGGGGAAGCCUUCUUCAAGGCUCAAAAGGAGGACCGACAGAGAGCGGAGAAAGAGCUCGAGGAUAGGGCCGCUCAGGAGCAGGGGAAGGUGAAGGAGGAUCAUGACUACAGGAAGAUGCCUGCAAGUGAGAGACUCCGAAUGGCUGGUAAAAACAAGGAAGAGGGAAAUGUCGUUUUCAAGGCUGGUAACCUACAGGAUGCUGUUAGCCGGUACGCCCGCGCUAUGCAGCACUUGAACAAGGCGUUCGACAUGAGUCCCGAGCAACAGGCUGAACAUGAUUCGAUCGCCUUGUCCUGUCAUUUGAAUACCGCACAAUGUUAUAUUAAAUUGGCCACGAAGGAGGCAGCAAGCGAUAAAGCAAAAGCUGAGAGAGUCUGGGAGAAGGCUGUUGACGCUGCAACCGAGGCUGUGAAGAUCGAUGAUAGCAGUGUUAAGGCACAUUACCGUCUCGCUUUCGCCCUCGACCAUCUCGGAAAGUUCGAUGAGGGACUGACUUCUGCUAAGCGCGCGAGACAUUUGGCUCCAGAAGAUAAGGAAGUUGUGAGGCUCGAGAGCAGACUAGAGACCCAAAUUGAGAGGCAGAACGCCAAGGCCAAGAAAAUGUAUAAAAAGAUGUUCGCGUGAUCGAACUGUAAACAAUCGACAAAACAAAUACCCCUUUUAACCACUGUCACGUUUCGGU